GUGCGCAUCAUCUUUAAACCCACGUUGCUCGCACACAUCCACACAAGAGUCCACAUUCACCCAGUGUCCCCGUGUCCUUCAAACAAACUCCAGCCACACACUCCCUCCGCCACCAGGCAUGCACAGAGAGCUGCUAUGUUACACAGCAUUGGCAUCCCGAAGGCUCCCGCACUUCACACCCUGCCUCUGCGCAUCAGUCAGUCUUCCUCGUCAGCCCAGGGCGUGCGGAUGGCCGUGCGUUGUCCCCCUGUCGCCCCGUCGAUGGGCAGGUUGAUGGUGUGGGGCAGGCGGGGCAGCGACACAAGGCCCUCCCAUAUCUGCUGCUCCAGGUCUUCAAACUGCACCAUAUAGGGCCUUCCGCACACGGGCUCCAAACUGCAUGGUGCACAGCACAGACACGCACAGAGAGGGAGAGACAUGGAUGGCAGGACAAGUAUGUGUGUGGGUUUCUGUGUGGCUGACCGGCCCAUGUGGCGGCUGAGGGGCAUGAAGGCGUCCCGCACGCACAUAAACACGCUGUGGUAGUCCUUCUGCAUGGCGUCGUAUCUUGCCUUCGCCGCCUUGUCGAUCGGCACCGGCUGAAACCCCUGGCCAGACCACCCACCCUCGCCACGCAACUGAAUGAACCAGCAACAGCAAAGAAACCACACCAAUGCCAGCGGUUGGUCGAGAACAAGGGAUCUUGGUGCGUGUACCUGUCGCUUGUCGGGGUUGAGUGCGCGGAUCUGCUGCACCGGAUCCUGCUCUUUUCGGCGGUAGCUCAGGUUGAGGAAGGUCAGCUUCUUGAACAGCUCGUAUGUCGCCAACACAAAGCCACGCUCCAUCAGAGAAUGCACCGCUCUGUAUGCCUCCUGUAUGCAACACGGCAUGAUCGUUAUCUGGUGUAUGUGCAUUGUGCUGUGUUGUGUUGUGUUGUGUUGUGUGUUGUCUGUCUUGCCUCAAAGGAGCACAUGGGUAUGGGUCUGGGAACGGACGGGUACUGGCACAUGACGUGGAAGUUCUGAAACAGAUAACAAAGCCGCCCCUUGCACCAGGCCGCGCGCGACCCGCUGCAGGGGCGGUUGUUGGGGAACAGAUACCCGAGCCCCUGAUGAUAGACAGACACCACCAGAGAAGGAAACGAUACCGUCCGUACACGCGGAUGAGACGUGUCUGCUUACCAUGAACUCGAUGAAUCGGUCCUCCUUUGUCAUUGGUAUGAGCCUCCUGAGCCUCUCCUUGGCCCCCUGUCCUUCCUCCCUCAUCCAGAAGGCCAGCCUACUCCCACACACACGGUCCGCCUCCGCCCACACCAUACCACUGACCAAAACACAACAAGAAAGACACACAGACAUGGCGACAACGAGCAGUUUGUGGUGAAUGCGAAUGUGUGCCUCCUCACCUAUCGGCAGCCGUGUUGAAUGCCAUGCACACCCUCAGAAUGCUCCUGAGUGUUCUGAGAUUUCCUGCCACGUAGCAGAAGAUGGUCGUCCACACCUCCGCGCAGUCCAUCGGCGCACUAUAUCUGGCACGGGCAGGGACGGCUGCUGUCGGUUUGGACGCAGGGAAGGGGAAGCGGGGCGAGGAGGGGCCCGCACCGGCAGCAGCUGCAGGGGCGGUGUCAUUCUUGGGCAGCACGUCAGCGUUGAGACGGAUGGGAGGGCGGGGGCCGGCUGGCUUGGGAGUGAUGGAGCGGGUGUCCUCUUUGAUGGCGACGGUCUGAGCCCCGGUUUCAACCAUCGAGUGAGUGCGGCUGACGGCAUCGGUCUGAAAGCAAGAACACGAAAGAGCUCAAUGACUGACAGGAAAUGAUGAUAUCCAAUUUAUCUAUCCAUUACUACCUGUGUUGCCGUUGAUGCGGUGGUUUUAUGGUGAAUGCAUGGCAUCCCGGCCACCCUGUUCGACUCAUACGAAGAUAGGAAUCGUGUCUUCACCCACCGCAGCAGCUGUCCGCACAAGAACAUCCCCGCACUCAGACCAACCUGAACGAGACGAGUCGUACACAACGGAACCAAUCGCUCGCUCUCUUACGCCUCAUUCCUCCUCACCCAUGUGAGCAUUGCAGGCCAUUGGGAGCUUCCAUCCAGCAGCCCAUCCAGCAGGAAGGCCAGCACGCCUCCAAACGUCACGACAACGAAGAGCCUGGCCUCGGGCAGCCAGGAACUCGGCAGCACAGGAUGGAGCACGUAGAACGAAGCGGCCAAAGCCAAUAUCCACUCCUCGACGGCAGCCAUGUGAACUCCGG
Molecule: messenger RNA, 2224 nt
Organism: Vitrella brassicaformis
Lineage: Eukaryota; Vitrellaceae
Source: the annotation of a GenBank genome assembly